GGCCCGUUAGUGACCAUCGCGGCUGCUGGGGAGGAGCAGGAGGCGAGGGGCUCGCCCAUCCCCACCCACCGAGCUGAGGGAGCAUGACUUCUGCAACUUCACCUAUCAUUUUAAAAUGGGACCCCAAAAGCUUAGAAAUCAGGACUCUUACAGUAGAGAGGCUCUUGGAACCACUUGUUACACAGGUGACAACCCUUGUUAACACAAGCAACAAAGGGCCAUCUGGUAAAAAGAAAGGGCGAUCUAAGAAAGCACACGUGUUGGCUGCUUCGGUAGAGCAAGCUACCCAAAACUUUUUGGAAAAAGGAGAACAGAUUGCUAAAGAGAGCCAUGACCUCAAGGAGGAAUUGGUUGUUGCUGUAGAGGAUGUACGCAAACAAGGUGAAACAAUGAGAAUUGCCUCUUCAGAGUUUGCUGAUGAUCCAUGUUCCUCCGUGAAACGAGGCACCAUGGUGCGGGCUGCUCGGGCCUUGCUGUCGGCUGUUACUCGCUUACUCAUCCUGGCUGAUAUGGCUGAUGUCAUGAGGCUUUUGUCCCACCUGAAAAUUGUAGAAGAAGCACUGGAAGCUGUGAAGAACGCAACAAAUGAGCAAGACCUAGCAAAUCGUUUUAAAGAAUUUGGGAAAGAGAUGGUGAAACUUAACUAUGUGGCUGCUAGAAGACAACAGGAACUGAAAGAUCCUCACUGUAGGGACGAAAUGGCUGCUGCUCGAGGUGCUCUGAAGAAGAAUGCUACUAUGCUGUACACGGCAUCUCAAGCGUUUCUCCGUCACCCUGAUGUAGCAGCCACUAGGGCCAACAGAGAUUAUGUCUUCAAACAAGUACAAGAAGCAAUAGCUGGUAUCUCUAAUGCUGCACAGGCCACCUCACCAACCGAUGAGAACAAGGGGCACACUGGUAUUGGAGAACUUGCUGCGGCACUAAAUGAAUUUGAUAACAAGAUUAUUUUAGACCCUAUGACUUUCAGUGAGGCCAGAUUCAGACCAUCUCUCGAAGAGAGGUUGGAGAGUAUUAUCAGUGGAGCAGCACUGAUGGCUGACUCUUCAUGCACACGUGAUGACCGCCGAGAGAGAAUUGUUGCUGAGUGCAAUGCUGUACGACAGGCCCUCCAGGACCUACUUAGCGAAUAUAUGAAUAAUACUGCAGAAUCUAACCCAUCAAUAUGGCAGACAUUUAUGAGUCAAGCAAGAGGUGAUAGGCAACUGACGGUGCUGAAGAUUGUUUUUAGCAAUGACGCUAUUCUAGAUGAUAGGGUCAGAGUGGAAAAAGGACCUACGAUUCGUUGUACAGAAUACUUGCUGGUGAACGAGAAGAAAUUAGGUUAG
Messenger RNA from Terrapene triunguis (Three-toed box turtle), 1325 nucleotides. Its product is annotated as catenin alpha-2-like. Gene Ontology annotation, cellular component: actin cytoskeleton; catenin complex; adherens junction. Gene Ontology annotation, molecular function: beta-catenin binding; structural molecule activity; actin filament binding. Lineage: Eukaryota; Metazoa; Chordata; Testudines; Emydidae. The record is from RefSeq and is a predicted model, not a curated record. Gene Ontology annotation, biological process: cell-cell adhesion; cell migration. The coding region runs from base 84 to 1325 and encodes 413 amino acids. The transcript is spliced from 8 exons.